Emiliania huxleyi CCMP1516 is the source of this 1537-nucleotide messenger RNA. RefSeq lists its product as hypothetical. The transcript is spliced from 10 exons. The coding region runs from base 42 to 758 and encodes 238 amino acids. The record is from RefSeq and is a predicted model, not a curated record. Gene Ontology annotation, molecular function: phosphatidylinositol transfer activity. Lineage: Eukaryota; Haptophyta; Isochrysidales; Noelaerhabdaceae.
CGCGGCGCUUCCUUUGUCUUUGCCGUGCUGUGCUGAGCGACAUGGGCCUCUUCUCGUCCGCCCCCGACGAGGAGCAGCAGAAGGCAUGCCUCGCCGCCCUCGCCGCCGCCUUCCCCGACGUCAGCGAGCGGACCCGCAAGCAGUACGCGGCGUCGCACAAGUUCAAGCCCGCCAGGGCGUCCAAGGCGCUGGGCGAGAGCGAGAAGUGGCGGGCAGAGACUCUGCCAAGAGCGCCCGGCCCCGACGGCAGCGAUGGCGCCGCCGCCGCGUCGCUGCUCUUCACGCACCGCGGCUUCGACCACCACGGCCGCCCCGUCUUCCUCUACUACGGGAGUUCCUUCGCGCCCAAGAAGUGGGACGCGGACGCCGUCAUGCUCGGCGUCGUGCACACGCUCGAGGCGGGCUUCGCCGCCGCCGAUGCCAAGGACCCGACCAACGACGGCUGCUGCGUCAUCAUCUUCCUCAUGGACGGAGGCACCAAGCUCGACAUGGGCCUUGCCAAGCAGUUCUCGCGCCUGGUCGGCGCGCACUACCCAGGACGUGCGUACCUGGCGCUCAUCUACCCGGGCACGCCUCCCGCCACCAGGCUGUGGGCGGUCGCGCGACUCUUCUUCUCCUCUGAGAUCGGGGAGAAGGUCGUCCUCGUCAAGCAGAAGGUGGAGGGGCGCAAGACCUUCGAGGAGCACCUCCCUGAGGAGACCCUCUCCCUCGUCGGCAUCGACAGCUGGGACAAGGAGAGCCCCCCCCCCCCGCAAUAGGUGCCGUGGGGGUCCGACCCAGACCGCGAUGGCGCGCCGGCGUGCGACGCCGACGCCGGGGCUGUGGCGGCGGCGGGGCCAGCCUGAGCCUACUAACAUAUAGAGUCGGGCGCGCGUUGUGUCGCGGGGAGUCAGAGUGGCGCGGGCCGUGGAUUGGCGGCCAGCUGGAUCAGCUACCGCACCGCGCGGCGUCCCCAUCGCAUCACGACGAGGAUAUACGGCUUUAUGCGUGCGGAGAGUCGCAAUGGACUCGGUCCCGGUCAGACGUGAGUGUCGUGAGGGAGGGGAGGCGGGGGACACGGGAAGUCUGGGCAACGUAAACGUAGAAAUAGACUAUAGAGCCGUAAGGAAAGUGAGUGCCCCCAGAGAGGCCAGAGUGCAGAGACCUGUGAGCAGAGUCCAGAAAAUCUCGCGAUCCGAAAACCGCGCGCGCGCACAAACACACGUCACAGUUUGUACAGUGUACUACUGGAGUACACACACAUAUGCACAUCCCACAUCAUGCACAUGCUAGCGCAUCUCUGCCAGUGGCGCCGAUGGCGACGGCGCGAGGGAGCAGGCCCAGGCGCACAUCGCUUCCAGGGAGGGGGGCGCGCUUCUCUCCCCCCAGCACCUUCACCACAUGCUAGGGGGGGGGGUCCCGACCCCCCCAGCGCCUCCACCACAUGCUGGGGGGGGGUCAUGGACCAGGACCCCCCAGAGACUCUUGGUCAGGCCCUCCGGGGCCUUAAUUUUACACCUCAUUUCGCAGCAUUUUCUAGGGGAAAAUCAUCCCUUGG